GCCGACUUCCAAUACAUCUGUGGCGACAAUGUCAUCAUUUAUGAAUUCAGAUGAGUCUCUUCCAGGCCAUGCCACGAAGUUUAUCUUCCCGCUCGACAUUCUUCUGCUCAUCGUUCGUGAUCUGGAACCCAAAGACAUCCUCUCCUUAAACCAGUGCUCUAAGGCCCUCGCCUUCCUCACAAACUCUCGUGCGGUCUGGCACACGGUCCUACACGCAUAUCUGAUCGCAUCGCACAUCCCGAUCCCCCCUCUCCCACCCUUGCGCGCCCUCUCCUCUCUCUCCGAUGCAGAGCUGAAGUCUCUCGUCCGACGCGCGUUUCUCCUGCGCCGCAACUGGACAUCCGCGCGCCCGAGACGCACCCGCGACAUCGCGCAACCGCCUGUCCUCGCACACUGCACGCCCGCGGGCCUGUCCCUCGUUCCAGGCCGCGGCAGCCGCUAUUCAGUCUUCUUAUUCACCGUGGGUGGCCCGAUCUCGACUCUUGCCUCCUGGACGGGCCCAAAGCACUUACUGCAGUGCAUCGAUGUCGGUACACCUGGUGCUCUAGCCGCGGCGCCAGUGACAGUGGCAUCGCGCAGUUUCACACAUCCGGUUUAUUUCGCAGUCAACGAGGUGCGCGAGGGCCCGGUGAUGCUAGCCGCCGCAUCAGCUGAACGAGAUGUAAUGAUGACGUAUAUUCUUGGGCUCGCUCCCCGUGCGUCGGAGCACACCAAUAGCACGCACAUACACCAUAUCGCGGACUUUGUGACUUUGGCUGAGUACCCGACAAAGGGCAUCCCUAUGCUCUUGAGCGGUGACAUUCUGGCAGUUGGUGAUCAAGAGGGUAAUGUGUGGUUGCAUGACACGAUGACUGGUAAGAUGCUCUAUGAGUUGCGCGAUCCCCAUGCUCCUCAUAUGAAUGAAACAGUCUGUGUUGUACUCCUGCGCGAUACUGUCGUCACGAUUGGCCCUUCAACUAUCAAACUCUUCAAUCUACCAACACCGCUCGGCAGUCCGCCGUCCUCGCCUGUCGUGCCCCAUCCGGACGCCAUGAUGACUGGCCAUUCAUCUUCCUCGACCAAUACUAUUGUCCUCCCUGCUGUCGAACAUCGCUGGCGCUGGCGAAUCGACAGCAUCAGAGCAUAUCCACAGAUACAUGCUUAUGCGCCCUCUUCCGCCUUUUCCGACAAAGGCCACUAUCCGCCUAUCAACAUCUUCAUUCGCUUCGGAUCGUGGUAUCCCUGGCCGAUCAACAUGCUCUACCACUUCGUCCUCGCCCCUUCGUCCGCCGCGCAUACCCAAAGCCCCAACCUCGCCCUGAUAGAGCCGCCCCCGAUCCCGAGCCUGGACCUCGCACACGAACACCCGCAUCUGCAUCCGGGAACCACGACCACUUCGACCGAGAGCGUAUCAUAUGUAUUUCCGCCCGUGAUUCUACGGUACACGCAUUCGCCGAUCGAGCUCUUCGCCGUGGUCGAUACGGCCGUAGGCCCGUACGGCACCGCGCUCUUCACGGAUUCUCUGUCUGAUCUCGAUACGGGGCCUGUUGCCAUCGGGCGUGAAGAGUGGCAGCGCGUGGCCGGCACGAUGCUCUACAGAGGAGAUGAUCGCAGGCAGGCUAACGCGAACGGAUCUGGCGUCCCGCAAGUGGAGACAACCAUGGUGUUUGGCGAGCUGCCUAGACCAGGAGCGAAUCUGAUUGCGAUGGACGAAGAAACGGGAAGGAUCGCGAUUGCGUGGAAGGAUGGGAGUAUCAGUGUCUGGGACUAUAUGCCUGAUGAAUGAUUGUGGCCAGCACUGACGCGGCUCCCUCUCAGGACUCUUCACUAAUACCACCAAGCGCGGACAUCCAUCUAGCUCUCUUCUCUAUUGCGCAAUUGUAUUAUCUAUUUGCAUC
Messenger RNA from Heterobasidion irregulare TC 32-1, 1877 nucleotides. RefSeq lists its product as uncharacterized. The coding region runs from base 29 to 1765 and encodes 578 amino acids. The record is from RefSeq and is a predicted model, not a curated record. Gene Ontology annotation, molecular function: protein binding. The transcript has 4 exons. Lineage: Eukaryota; Fungi; Basidiomycota; Agaricomycetes; Russulales; Bondarzewiaceae.